UGUGCUUUGCGUCGUAAGCUUACUACACUGCCUCUCAAGGAGUUCACUUUUGCAGUUUGCAUUCCAGCCCAGGGUUCUGAAAAUAGGGGUCUAGCAGGGCUAUGGAGGGCAGUGGCAGUGGCUGGAUUGGAAGUAUAAUCCCCCCUGUGACAGGGGAGGCGACGGAGGCACACAUCUACGAGGUGGCAGUCCCGAACGACCCGGCCAAUCACAGCUCCCAGUUUGCGGACGUGGCUCUCCUGCAGAGCUUCAAGCCCCUCAUUAUCCCCUGCUACGUGCUGGUGGUGGCGGUGGGCGUGUUCGGCAACUACCUGCUGCUCUACGUCAUCUGCCGCACCCGCAAGAUGCACAACGUCACCAACUUCUUCAUCGGCAACCUGGCCUUCUCCGACAUGCUGAUGUGCGUCACCUGCGUUCCCUUCACCCUGGCGUACGCUUUCAGCCCCCACGGCUGGGUGUUCGGACGCUUCAUGUGCUACCUGGUGUUCCUCAUCCAGCCGGUCACCGUCUAUGUGUCUGUCUUCACCCUCACGGCUAUCGCUGUGGACAGGUACUACGCCACAGUUCACCCUCUGAAGAAGCGGACCUCUGUAGCCACCUGUGGCUACGUCCUCACAGGGAUAUGGCUCCUGUCCUGUGGCUUGGUGGCUCCGGCCGUGGCCCACACCUACCACGUGGAGUUCAGAGAGGAGGGCCUCACCAUCUGUGAGGAAUUCUGGCUGGGCCAAGAGAAGGAGCGACUGGUCUAUGCCUACAGCACCCUGCUCGUCACCUACGUCCUCCCCCUGUCUGCCCUGUGCGUCUCAUACCUCUGCAUCUCCGUGAAGCUGCGGAACUGCGUGGCUCCGGGGCAUCGGACCCGGGACCAGGUGGAGGCCCAGCGAGCCCGAAAGCGGAAGAUCUUUCGCCUGGUGGCGCUGGUGGUGGCAGCGUUCGGGGUGUGCUGGCUCCCCAUCCACGUGUUCAACGUCCUGCGCGACAUCGACAUCCGCCUCAUCAACAAGCGCCACUUCCUGCUCAUCCAGCUGCUGUGCCACCUGUGCGCCAUGAGCUCGUCCUGCUGUAACCCCUUCCUCUACGCCUGGCUGCACGAUCGCUUCCGCGCGGAGCUACGGAAGAUGUUCAAAUGCCACCGCCGCAUUGGCAUCCCUGCCAAUCACUGUGCUACUGCCAGUGUGGUCCUGUGACAGACCUGGGGCAGAGUUGGCAUGGGCGCUAGAGAGACAGGACAGAAAGGGGACCUCUAAUUGGCUGUAGCUUUUCUUCAGGAACCAAUAUGACUGAUUUCUCGGGCUAGGAAGGAAGGUGUCGCCUUAGAAAAUUGAACAGUAACAUAGAUUAACAUACCUGCUAAACUGUUACAUCCAAAGCAGGUACAAUUCAGGUGGUCCAUUUUAAGCUUAAAAACUAUAGUUAGAUGUAACAGAUUGGGCUUGUAGAGGUGGAAUCCUGAAGCUGAGGAUACCUUGAAUGAAGAUUAUAAAAUAUAUAUACUGAGAAAAUAAAUAAUAUAUAAAAGUGAAGGAAUACUUAACCAGAAUAAGAGAGCGCUCUCGUCUUUUGCCAUGACUGAAUUGCAUGAAUGAAUGAACAUCUGCAUAAAGGGACUCAAAGGUAAUUAUUGUCUUUUCCUGAAAAUGGCUUGGAAUGACGUUUUGGAUAAUCAGUAAUUACUGUAAUUUUCUUGUUAUGAUUCACUUCCGUGUUUGUACAUUAUGUAUAUUACGUGUGUAUAUUGGAGUACAGCUUGCUUACAGUGAAAAGCCUUUUUCCUUUUUUUCAUCAAAAUGAUCCCAGAAUUGUCCUUAUAUGUGCUUUAUUUGUCAAAAAAUUAUAAGAAUGUCAAUGAUAAAUGGGGAGUGGUGAACUUUUACUGAGAAUUAUAUACCAGGCUUCUCUUAUAUGACCAUGCAAAUACUAGUAGUUGUAUGGUGUUUUGAUGCAGAUGUUGUGAAUUUUUAUGCAAUCA
Molecule: messenger RNA, 1969 nt
Organism: Osmerus eperlanus (European smelt)
Lineage: Eukaryota; Metazoa; Chordata; Actinopteri; Osmeriformes; Osmeridae
Gene: prlhr2b
Product: prolactin releasing hormone receptor 2b
Exons: 3
Coding region: 102-1187 (361 amino acids)
Biological process (GO): G protein-coupled receptor signaling pathway
Cellular component (GO): neuron projection; plasma membrane
Molecular function (GO): neuropeptide binding; neuropeptide Y receptor activity
Source: RefSeq, a predicted model, not a curated record